Molecule: messenger RNA, 2593 nt
Organism: Carcharodon carcharias (great white shark)
Lineage: Eukaryota; Metazoa; Chordata; Chondrichthyes; Lamniformes; Lamnidae
Product: paired mesoderm homeobox protein 2
Exons: 3
Coding region: 1-813 (270 amino acids)
Biological process (GO): regulation of transcription by RNA polymerase II
Molecular function (GO): RNA polymerase II transcription regulatory region sequence-specific DNA binding; DNA-binding transcription factor activity, RNA polymerase II-specific
Source: RefSeq, a predicted model, not a curated record
AUGUUCCGUCCUGGCCACUUAGUGCCUCCUAUUCCCACAGGGAUAUUCUCCCAGCACACAGCGCACAUUUGCCCAGCUUUCUCAGCACGGAUCGGCUCGUCCCCGCUCUCUAAUGUGCUUUUGCCUCCAGCUCCUAUCUUCAGCUACGAACUACUCCAGAGCUACGUGCCGCCGGAUCCCUGCAAACAGGCACUGAUGCUGGCCACGCAGGCGGCCGGGCUGGCCGGGGUGUCCGAAUACUCCGAUGAGUCGAAGCCGGUGAAGCAGCGACGGGCACGGGCGAACUACAGCAGCUGGCAGCUGGAGGAGCUGGAGAAAGCAUUCGAGACAACUCAAUAUCCAGACAUCUUCAUGAGGGAGGCCCUGGCACUCAGACUGGAUCUCAUUGAGGCUAGAGUACAGGUUUGGUUCCAGAAUCGCAGAGCUAAGAUGAGGAGACAAUUGAAAAUCCAGGGCAGACCCAUGGAGAAGAGCAGGGAGCCCAGCAGCUCUCCUGAGGAGGAGAAAUGUGACCAUUCGGAGGCGAAACCCAACAACCACAAGAUAGAGAACAGCAGCUACCCCUGGCCAGGAUCGCAAGCUGACCGAGGGGAGGGCCUGGUCGCUGCCCCUUUCCGGACAGUGGUCCGUGGAAUCAAAGACAAUCCCAGCCCCAGUCCGAGCACAGAGGAGAUUCGCAGCUGCAGCAUUGCUACACUUCGAGCAAAGGCCAGGGAGCAUGAGGCUGAGAUACACAGCGGGGCUGCUCAACCUCUCCCCAUCUCUCAACCCUCUUCUCCACAGCACCUGGGAGCCAAUGCUGAGGCCAUAUAAUAUAGUCUGUAACAGAGUGAACACGCUGUACAAUACUGAGCUCCUUUAUCAUACGGAGAAAGGCUGCGCACUGAAUGAUUCACAACCCACAGAGAGAGAGAGCUUGUAACACGGGGAAGAGAGAGAUUGUGUAACUGAGGGACCGAUUGGCACAGAAGCACACUGACUGUUUAAUACAGGGAGACUGAAUAACACACAAGAGAUUGUAACACAUAGAGAGACUAUACAACACGCAUGGAUACUGCUAAAUACACAGAGACUGUGACACACUGAGAGACUAUAACAGAGAUUGUAACACAUGACAGUUGUUUAAAACACAGACUAUAUAUCAGAGAUUGUAACACACAGUAUACACGAUACAGAGAAUGUAAUAUACACACUCUCACACAUAGACUAACACAGACUGCCACAUACAGACAGAUUAUAAUACAGAGAUUGUAACACAUAGGGAAACUGGAUAGCAGAAAGGGAAACAGACAAUGUAAAAGAUACUUAAGUGUUAAAUAUUACAUGGAAAGAUCUGUAACAGUACAAGUAAUUUUACUGAAAGGAGGAAUAUUAGAUCCAUGGGCCAUAGUCUAAAUAUAGAGACAAUCAGGAGGGGGUUAUGAUUCUUAGCAGGCACAGGCUGUGGUAAGUAAGGAUACUGACAGCAACAUUUCAAAAAUAAACAUCAAAAAAAUGUUCACUUUACAAAAGGAGGAAAAAGGAGCAGAGUGCUACAGAGCUGUGGUGCAGUUUACAGCUGGGGUUGAGCUGAUGAUCUGCGGCCAAGAGCAUCAUUUGCUUUAAAGUAUUUCACAUGUCAGAUGCUCAGUGAAAGCCUCCAUGCUUCAUGGUCCAAUCUUAGGGUGAAUGGCUGGACUGUUCCCACACAGAAUAAGUGGAAUUGGAUGUUGAAUAACACAUGACCUGCAGGAUAAAGACACUUCAAAACAGUCCAUAUUCCACAAGGAAUAAAGUCUAGUAACUUAACAGAACUCCCCGUUAGUUUGGUUAGUCAAUAUACUGGGGGGCUUUCAGCCACCCAACAGAGGGGACUUAUUGCUGGUUUGAGCUCUGUGUUGACUGUAGCUCAGACACUCCAUUGCCUCUGAGGUAGAAGGUUAUGGGUUCAAAUCUCACCCCAGGGACUCAAGCACAUAUUCUGGCUGGCAUUCCCUGUGCAGUACUGAGGGAGUACUACAUUGUCAGAGGUGCCAUCUUUCAAAUGAGAUGUUAAGCCAAGACCUGGUUUGCUCCCUCAAAUGGAUAUGUAAGAUCCCAUGGCACUAUUUUGAAGAAGAGCUGGGGAGUUCUCGCUGGUGUCCUGGGGCCAGUACUUAUCCCUCAACCAAUACCACUAAAACUGACUAUCUAAUCAUUAUCACAUUACUGUUUGUGACAUCUUGCCACAUGCAAAUCGGCUGCUGCAUUUCCUGCUUUACAACAGUGACUACAUUUCGAGAAAAGAUAGUUCAUUGACUGGGAAAUGCUUUAGGACAUCCUGAAGAUGUUAAAGGUGCUAUAUUAAUGCAAGUCUUUUUUUCUCUUUCGAUUAAUUGACCUCAACUGAACAAGCAGCAGGCUGUUCCUUAACCAUUGCCUCACUCACGACCCCCUACCUCUCCACCGCUGGGAUAUGAAUGCUGGAGAAUGAUUGGUAAGGGCAGGUUUAGGCUUGACUGUCAUGCCUCCCAUGGACAAAUAGCCAGCUAAUGCUAAUGGCCUGUGGUUGAAAUGCAAAGAAUGUCCACUUGAGUGCAGUGCUGGAGGCCUAAAAGCCUGCUAGAGCUGCAUC